AUGCACAAAGCAGACGUCGAAGCUGCCUGCUGCAGGUCUCUGGCUGCCCACUUCCUCUCAACCUCCGCCCAACCCCAAGAAGUCCAGUCAACACCAGAAGAGAUCACGCCUAGAGUUAAAAUGUGCAGUGUUGCCAAAGGGAGGAGAAAUGUCACAAAGUAUUACAAAAAAGGAUUAAAUGUGUCAGCUGUCCAAACACUAGUUAGACCACAUGCUUUGUACAGCGGCGAUGCAGCCGGCCCACUUCUGCACAUGGAGGCCUCUCCUCUCGGCACACACGCGCGCAGGAAAGCCGAGGACAACGCUGAGGUCCGAGUGCACACAGUGGAGGAUUAUCAGGCAAUUGUUGAUGCUGAGUGGAACAUUCUCUAUGACAAGCUGGAGAAGAUCCAUCGUUCUGGAGCCAAAGUCGGCUUGUCCAAACUCCCUAUCCGGGAUGUGGCCACCCAGUACUUUGCUGACCCGGACAUGUUCUGUGCUGGCCAAGUGCCCGAAGAGGAUCUGAAGAGAACAAUGAUGGCCUGCGGAGGCUCCAUCCAGACCAGUGUGAACGCUCUGUCCGCAGAAGUGCUGGGCAGCUGCCAGGGCUUCGAGGAGACCCAGAUUGGAAGCGAGAGGUACAAUUUCUUCACUGGCUGCCCGAAGGCCAAGACCUGCACGAUCAUCCUCCGCGGUGGUGCUGUGCAGUUUAUGGAGGAGACAGAGCGGUCCUUGCAUGACGCCAUCAUGAUUGUCAGGCGCGCCAUCAAGAACGAUUCUGGGGUGGCUGGUGGUGGGGCCAUUGAGAUGGAGCUCUCCAAGUACCUUCGGGAUUACUCCAGGACCAUCCCCGGGAAGCAGCAGCUGCUGAUCCGGGCCUAUGCCAAGGCCUUGGAGAUCAUCCCACGCCAGCUGUGCGACAACACGGGCUUCGAUGCCACAAACAUCCUCAACAAGCUACGGCGGCAUGCCCAGGAAGGCAUGUGGUACGGGGUGGACAUCAACAACGAGGACAUUGCUGACAACUUCGAGGCCUUCGUGUGGGAGCCAGCGAUGGUGCGCGUCAAUGCCCUGACGGCAGCCUCAGAGGCCGCGUGCCUCAUCGUGUCUGUAGAUGAAACCAUCAAGAACCCUCGCUCCACUGUGGACGCUCCACCACCUGGGGUCCGAGGCCGGGCCGGGGCUGGGGCCGCCCCCAUUGAGAGACAGCCCGCUCGGCACGCGAUUGCUGACAGCUGGCUGGAGGGUAGUGAUUGGCCCACUGUGUGCUCAUUGGGAGUUAUUUAAAUAAAUUUAAGGUCUAGUGUUAAAAAAAAA
Echinops telfairi (small Madagascar hedgehog) is the source of this 1296-nucleotide messenger RNA. RefSeq names its product T-complex protein 1 subunit eta-like. Gene Ontology annotation, molecular function: ATP binding; ATP-dependent protein folding chaperone. Gene Ontology annotation, cellular component: chaperonin-containing T-complex. The record is from RefSeq and is a predicted model, not a curated record. Gene Ontology annotation, biological process: protein folding. Lineage: Eukaryota; Metazoa; Chordata; Mammalia; Afrosoricida; Tenrecidae.